AUGGCCGUCCUCACGCAGUAUGACUGGAUCAUCGCCAUAAUCAGUAUUGCCUUCUGCGGCAGUUCCUUCGGAAACGGCGCCAACGAUGUCGCCAACUCCUAUGCCACCUCCGUGGCCGCCCGGACCCUGACCAUGCCCCAGGUCGGAGCUCUGUCCAUGUUGACCGAGUUCUUCGGCGCCGUCGUCCUCGGUUCUCGCGUCACCGGAACCAUCAAGAACGACAUUAUCGGCCUCGACCGCUUCCGUCAGACCCCUGCCACCCUCAUCCUGGGCAUGGGUUGUGCCGAGUUUGCCAGCGCUUUCUGGCUGCUCGCCGCUACCAAGAUGGGCUACCCCGUUUCCACCACCCAGACCAUUGUCGGUGCCUUGGUCGGUGUCGGUAUCGCUGCCGAAGCCGGCGUCUCUUGGUCCUGGAAGGACGGCAGCGUCUCCCAGGUCGCUGCGUCUUGGGUCAUUGCUCCCUUCAUCUCCGCCGUCUUCGCCGCCGUGCUCUUCGGCAGUCUCAAGUUCACCAUCCUUGAGCGUCAGAACUCUUUCGAGAAGGCCAUGAAGGCCAUUCCCUUCUACCUGGCCUUCACCGCUGCCGUCCUUGCUCUUUUCAUUACCAUCGAGGCGCCGGGCGCCCCCUCCCUUGAGGAGCUCGGUGCUGGCAAGGCAUGCGGUAUCAUCUUCGGCGUCUUCUUCGGUGCUCUUCUCCUCGCAUACGGCUUCUUCAUGCCCUACGUCCACCGAAGACUCGUCAAGGAGGACACCCGCAUCCGCCUUCGCCACAUCUUCCUCGGCCCCCUACUCUACAAGGAGAACUGCCCCAUCUACCUGCCUGCCAAGGGCAAUGAGAUCGUCAUCGACUACUACGCCAACACCGAGGUGCCCGCCGAGAACCAGCCCGAUGUUGAGAAGCACGCGGCCAAGACCGAGAACAACACCGGCAAGGACGAGAAGGCCGUCAACAACGAUAACUCCCCCAUCACUCCCGCACCCCUGUCCCUCGAGGAUAUCGAGCGCGGCAAGAAGGCCCCCGAGGGCGGCGCCGUCGUUGGACAGUACAAGCGCCAGCCUGAGCCCGAGGAGCGCUUCCUCGCCCCGACCGCCCACCUCCCCAUCCACAACCCCAAGCGCAUCUGGAGCUUCGUCAAGUACUUCUUCCUUCAGGGCGUCACGCGGGACUGCGUGAGCCACGCCAACGCCCAGCUCGCGGCCGUCCACGGCAAGGCCAAGCAGUACGACAACCGCGUCGAGCACCUGUGGACCUACGCCCAGGUCGCCAGCGCCAUGAUGAUGUCCAUCGCUCACGGUUCCAACGAUGUUGCCAACGCUGUCGGCCCCUGGAUCGCCGCGUAUCAGGUCUACCAGACCGGCGAGGUCAGGGAGGACGGCGAGAGCCCGAUCUGGAUUCUCGUCGUCGCUGGUUUCCUCCUCGGUGCCGGUUUCUGGUUCAUGGGUCACCACAUCAUCAAGGCCAUGGGUAACAAGCUCACCAAGAUGAGCCCUGUUCGCGGUUUCUCCAUGGAGCUGGGUGCCGCCAUCACCGUCUUGCUCGCCAGUCGUCUUGGUCUCCCCGUCAGCACGACCCAGUGCCUGACUGGUGCCGUCGUCGGUGUUGCCUUGAUGAACUUUGACGUCGGUGCCGUCAACUGGCGCCAGGUUGCCUUUGUCUUCUCUGGUUGGUUCAUCACCCUGCCCUGCGCGGGUCUGAUUGGUGGUCUGUUGAUGGCCAUGUCCCUCAACACUCCCCAGUUCGGACAGGGAUAA
This is a messenger RNA of Colletotrichum truncatum, 1752 nucleotides long. Its product is annotated as phosphate transporter. NCBI's taxonomy places the organism in Eukaryota, Fungi, Ascomycota, Sordariomycetes, Glomerellales, Glomerellaceae. Gene Ontology annotation, cellular component: membrane. Gene Ontology annotation, biological process: phosphate ion transmembrane transport. The record is from RefSeq and is a predicted model, not a curated record.